Molecule: messenger RNA, 3063 nt
Organism: Paramecium tetraurelia
Lineage: Eukaryota; Ciliophora; Oligohymenophorea; Peniculida; Parameciidae
Exons: 4
Source: RefSeq, a predicted model, not a curated record
AUGAAUUAAUCAAAUCUCUUGUACCAACAACACAAUUUUUCUCCAAUACAGGAAUUGUAAGCCAUCAAUGAAUUGGAAUAUGAACAAGAGUACUUGAAUACUGGUUUAAAAGGAACAUUUAAUAGUCCUAACUUUGUGAUCAAGUCGCAACUAGACACUAGAAGGACGAAUGAGGUUGAUUAGACUCCUAAAUAGGCCUUACUCCCAGAAUGGACAAAAAGAGCAUAGCGUACUGGUGUUAGUUUGAUGGCAUUCUUCUUCGUGAAACGGUUUGUGUAGAAAAUCCGAAGUCAUCGAUAAAAAUUGCAAAAUAUAAACGAGAGCCAUCUUUAGCUGAUUGAUGAUCAGGGAUCUGAUAAUUAGGUUAUGCUCACUUAAAUGAAGUUUGCUAGUCCUGUUUUUUAAAUUCGUAAUGUCUCCCGACUUUUUCGGUAACACACAUUGGUGAAACCUGAGAAUCCCGUAUAUGUAUCUAUAAAAGAGAAAUACCAAAUGAUGAGGAAAUACGCAUACGAGAGAUUUUCAAAGAUUCCUCAGUUCCAUCCUGAGAGUCCCAAAAAAUUGAUGUGGGACUACUUCAUAACACUAAUUAGAUUGAUCCUAUUGGUGUUAAUACCACUUGAGAUUACUUAUAAUCCUGGCAUUUUAUUUCAUUAGAUUUUGCCACUCACUACUUUACUCGCCUCUUUAUUACUUUUUGACGUGUUGAUAAGAUUAAAUACUAUCUGCUAUGUAAAAGGGCAUGCUGUUUUGGAUCGCUUUGAAAUCGUUCGGCAAUAGAUAUUCAGCGUGUUAUUUAUAGAUGUGUUAACUCUGACACCAUUAUUUUAUUAUUGCAUAAAAAAUGGAGAAGAGAUCUCAAAAUAUUAUCUAAUUAUUUUGCUUACAUCUUUGAUGCAAUUCAAAUAUAUCAGUGAAGUCAUACAAAAGAGCGAAGAAUCACAAUACUUCAGUAAAUCCCAAAAAGGAAUCAUCAGUCUAUUGAAAUUGAUUUUAACCCUCAUGUACAUUUUACAUAUGUUUUCAUGCAUCUGGUACUUUAACUCCAAUUUGAGCAUUGAGGAUUCCUGGAUUUAAUAUAAGUUUUUGGAUCAGUAACCAUGGUAAGCACAAUACUUAGAAGCAUUCUAUUUUGCUAUUGUCACUAUGUUGACCAUUGGGUAUGGAGACAAUGUGCCUAAGAGUUCGAAUGAGAAGAUAGUAGCAAUCUUUUUCAUUAUGGGGGCUUGCUUAUGGUUUAGUUAUAGUGUCAAUACGAUUGGCAUAAUAAUCAAAGAAAUCAAUCAAAACAUGGUUGAGAGGAUUAAGAAAAUAAGAGUCAUCAAUCGAUACAUGCAUAAACGAAACAUUCCCUAUGGACUCUAGUACAGAAUUCGAGAGUAUCUUAAUUUCAGGUGGAAAGAAGAGGCAGAAAUAGAUCUACAAUAGGAGGAAUAAUUAUUAGGCGAAUUAUCAGAAGAAUUGAAGUAGGAGUUAAGGCAAUAAUCAAAUAGUGUAUUUUUUAGUCAUUGCUCCUUUUUAUCCAGUAAUUUUAGCCUAGAAUUUUAGAAUGCUCUAUCUUGUCACAUUGCUCGAACUAUCAUACAACCUUAAAACACAUUCUCCAUCUUUACACUAGGCAAUUACAAGCAGCCACAUCUCUGCUUUGUCGAGUAAGGUCAAUUACAAUACCUCAAUCGACAUCGUCAUUCACUCAAAGGAAUCUAAUGUUAGGGAUAAUUCCUUUAAGUUUAGGAUUUCGUCACUGAAAAUGAGAACACUCAAAGCUACUAAGCCAUUGGUUACGUUAGUCUGCUGACUCUUAGUAAAAUUGAUUUUCUUGCAGUUCUGAACAAUUUCCCCAAAGACUAUCAACAUUAUUGUCAACUCAAGGACAGUAUCAAAUUGAGUAUCCUAAAAAAAUAGCUACCUUAUGGUGUCUAUUGUGCAGCCUGUAAACAACAUGACCAUGAUCUCAUUGGAUGUCCAUAACUCAAAAUUACCAUUGAUCGAGAAGUUGUCGUCAAAAGACACCUAUACUCUAAACCAUAAGAAAGAAAUGAAUGGAAAAGAUCUCAAAAAAGAACCAAGGAUUUAUUCUAGACCCUAACUGAUUUGGAUAUUAUCGAAUAAUUUACACUCUACUUCCAAAAUGAAAAACAAAAAUUAAUCAAAUCGCAACUGCAAUAAUAAUUAGUGUUUGAAUAGGAAUCUGAUGAAAAUCCUAUGAAAUCAGAUGAAAAUAUCUCUGCUCCUCCAACUCAUGACCCUAAUCAAUAGAUUCUUAUGAGAAAACAAGACUCCAUCCUAUUAUCCCAAAACUUUUCAUCCUCCAACAACUUUCCACCCCAACCUAUCAGUCCAAUACACAGUAUGAUACAUUCCCAAAAUCAUCGGCGAAAAUAAGGCAUCAUGGAUUCUUAAAGCUCCUACGAUAAUAAUCAUUCAGUCAAGAGAGGACAAAAUCAUUAUGACUUCGAUCUUAAACCUCCUCCUUUUAAUAAAUAUACUACUGCUAAAUUAUCUAUGUAUAAGAAGAACUACUUGAGCAAAUACCAAUAACAGUAGCCCUAAUAAUCUUAGCUGGACAUUGAACUAAACUAAUUAACAGAUUUUAAUGAGAUGAUGCAAUUGUAAAUUGAGCAACUCUAUCUAAAAAUGAGGAAAUCUGCUAUUAAUGAGUAGCUAGAGAAUUUCAACUCCAUUUUAGAUAUAGAAAUGCUCUACCUCAAAUUUAAAUCAGAGUAGGGGUUAGAUUAAUUUGAAAUCGUUAAAAAUUACGAUCUCUAUAUGGUUAGUCACAAUAUCAAUAAGGUUUUGUAGGAACUACGAAACAGACCCAUUCAUCAUUUCAAUUACAUGAAUAAGCUGAUCUAUUAUAUGUACUUUCCAUUUGAGUACGUUAUGAAGUUUUUAAAAAUCCAAUAGAGAGAACGUUCACUUAAAACAAGUAGAAACCUUGGUCGCAAACCUGGACUGUCAAUAUCAAAAAUUGUUGAACUUAAAAAUGUAUUUCAAAGAAAACGUUUUACUCCUCGCAGAAGUAUUAAGAUUAGUUAAGUAAAUCCUGAUUCUGAAGCAUGA